AUGGUAGGGCCGGCGAUAUCCACCAGCAAUGUGUCACCAGAAACCAGCGCUGUGCGAGAAAGCACCACUGGUCAUCGAGCAACCCGGCCUGCUGAAGACGUUGAUACUCGCUGGAGCGUAGCCGUGGCGGCGUCGUUCAUCGCUUUCUUCACUGUAGCCUCGUCAUCCAAUCUGGGGUUCUUCUUCGUAUACUUCCUGGAAGAGUUCCACACGACACGGGAAAAAGCAUCCUGGCCAGGCAGCGUCCUUCAAAUUAUGGGACACGUGUCUGGCAUACUUGUGGCACUUCUUCAGCCAUUCUUCUCGACCUUUCACAUUGCUUUCGCUGGAAGCAUGUUGCUUUGGUUGGGGCUUCUAGCGGCCGUGUUCGCUCCUAGCAUACCAUGGAUGACAGUCACAUUCGGAUUUCUACAUGGAGCGGGAAUGGGAAUUGUGAGUGUUGCAGUGAUUGUUGCCCUCAUGACUCACUUCGACAAGUACCGAGGAGUGGCUGCCGGCUUUAAGUACACGGGCAACACCAUGGCAACACUAUUAUUGCCGAAGUUUCUCUCGUGGCUGCAAGAGGUGUUUUCCUUCAGGGGAACACUGUUAAUCUAUGCGGCGCUGAUUAUGAAUGCAACGGCCUUCACUAUCUUUCUCAGAGAUCGCAAAAUAGUGACGAAUGAAAAGCGGAGGAGCCAGUCAAAUCAGGAGGAAUUUCUUAAAGGAGUCAAAGUGGGUGUCUCAGCAAAAAAUUCACCUGUGGUUGAUCAUAAUGGUAGAUGUUUAGUAAACUGGAAACCCAGAGGCGCUUGCGAAAAGAACCUUAAUGACACCGCAGAAACCUCGUCUCUGCGAGUUGACCACAAGGACUACUCGACUUGUCACUCACCAGGAAAAGCUGAAAAGCCCGAACAUGUGAAACCGGAGAUAAUUACUGCUUCAAAGUAUGAUAUAGUGGAAAUCCUUCAAGCGGGUGACGUGCACAGGACUUGUCACUCCGCCCAAGAACAUGGAAUUGUGGUUGCAAAACACGAGCAGGAUUUCAGCAACGAAGGCGCGCUACCGGAUUUAAUAACCAAGGCUGAAGAAAAGAAAAAGGGCUGCGGCAAGUGGCUAAGACGACCAAGUGGUAAUAAAGAAAAGCAGUCCAAGCGUAUUUUAACCGAGAAGAACGUUUCUCGAAAACAAAAGCAUGACGUAAACACUGGUACUGCUUAUGAAGAAACAACUGCAGAUCGGCGAUUGCCAGAUCCAUCGCACCAACCUCGUAUUUGCCAUAGUGGUACUUUAGAGGUACUUUCGAAACCCACCUUCUAUGUGCUCGUCCUUGGAGCCGUGGCCGCUGACUACACGGUUCUCGUGGUGCAUGGCACUGUUAUCGACUACGCUUUGGACAAAGGCGUUGAACGGAAGAGUGCGGAACUGUCGAUGACCUAUUGUGCAGGGACCGAAUUUAUAGGACGUUUGCUUCUUCCCUUAGUGGCUGACUUCCGAUUUGUCGGACGCACCAAUCUGGUCGCACUCUGCUUCGUCGCAAUGGCGGUCAUGUCAUUGGCACUGCCCUUUACUGCAUCCUUCUUGAGCUACAUCAGCGUGCAGGUGACAGCGGCACUUUUCCUGGCGUGCGUCACAACCUUCAAGGGAGUUCUUGUGGCUGACAACUUUGGCGCCAAAGCAGUGCCCACAUUCUGGGGAGCCAAUGGUCUUGCCUUGAUUCCACUCCUUUCAGGAAAUCCAUUCAUAACAGGGCUUUUCCGGGACACGAUGGGAUCGUACGACAACCUUCUGAGACUACUUGGUGGCAUCCAGCUGUUCACGGCCGCUGCGUUUUUCACACUCGCAUACGUACAAAAAAGACGAAGUAAAAUGAGUUCGUAGUACAAGUUAUAUAGAGACG
Messenger RNA from Dermacentor andersoni, 1879 nucleotides. RefSeq lists its product as uncharacterized. NCBI's taxonomy places the organism in Eukaryota, Metazoa, Arthropoda, Arachnida, Ixodida, Ixodidae. Gene Ontology annotation, biological process: transmembrane transport. Gene Ontology annotation, molecular function: monocarboxylic acid transmembrane transporter activity. The record is from RefSeq and is a predicted model, not a curated record.